AGGAGAUCCAAGAGGCGCCAGAGUUAGUUUGUUCGCGUGUUGUAUUUGUUGGUUGAUUAGAAGGGGAGCGGAAUAAUUUGCGAUGGGGGUCGCAUGUUUUUGGUUCAAGUGCUUUCGGCUCAGGUGUUUUCGGUUCGGUGUGUGUUGGGUUCGGAUGUUGGGGGGUUCGUUGUUGGUUUUUUAUCUAUCUCUGUUGUCUUAUGGCUUCUGUUGGAAUGUGAUAAAAUUUAUAAACUUCUGGGCAUCGCCGUGAAUUUUUGGAAAGUUGCAACUUUUUGAGUUCAAACCGUAAAAGUUUUGACUUUAUCGCGUAAGUUUUAAAUUUGGUACCCAUCUGCGCGAAAUCAGACCUAACCAAUUCCCAGGCCUCGCAAGUUCAUAAGUUCCUAAGUUCGUGGGGUUCUAAGUUCAUGAGCUCGGAAGGGGGAGGGCUUGGGGCUCGGAGGUGGAGGAGUGAGAGUUUGGCGGCGUCGUUGUUGUUUUUUGAUUUAUCUUUUCAAUAUUCACUGCAUGGAGCGAGGGCCCAGCCCAAGACAGAGGUUCCAGUUGCACGGGAAUGCACUUGCUCAUAAAAGAUUUGAAUUUGAUGAUUACAAUGAAUGAAUUGAAUGAAUUUGGACUUGAGAAAGAAAAAGAAUUUAGUUGUAACAAAACGUAAGUAGGACUCAAUGAAG
Messenger RNA from Amoebophrya sp. A25, 674 nucleotides. Lineage: Eukaryota; Dinophyceae; Syndiniales; Amoebophryaceae. The record is from the annotation of a GenBank genome assembly.